Colletotrichum acutatum is the source of this 3219-nucleotide messenger RNA. RefSeq names its product dehydrogenase E1 component-domain-containing protein. Gene Ontology annotation, molecular function: pyruvate dehydrogenase (acetyl-transferring) activity; protein binding. The record is from RefSeq and is a predicted model, not a curated record. Bases 1 to 3219 code for a protein of 1072 amino acids. The transcript has 9 exons. NCBI's taxonomy places the organism in Eukaryota, Fungi, Ascomycota, Sordariomycetes, Glomerellales, Glomerellaceae. Gene Ontology annotation, biological process: pyruvate decarboxylation to acetyl-CoA.
AUGGCUGGCUACAACAAUAGACCACUGAGUUUCUCCGAGAGAAGAGGGAGCAUGCUCAGCGACGACAUGACGCUCAACACUGGAUCCAGUUCCAGCAGCACGAGACUCGAGAAGAUGCCGCAACGGCCGGGACACAUUAGAGGGCCGCCUACACCCAGCAUGACUACUCCUGCCGCAGACUUCGACCAGCAGUUGACGGGAUCGCCACCUCCCCCGCCCACACCAGCUGCCUCGCCAGGCCCCUCACAUCAUCAACUCGACUGGAGCGAUGCUGCCGAUGACGAAGACUUCUUUCUCGCCAAAGUGCGCCAUCACUUCAAGAACUCUGGCGGUCCUCACCGCACUCGCCUCCUGGCCGAUCUUCUGAACAUGUGCACAAGUCAACAGCUGAGCUUCGUUCACCAGUUCGUCAGCCCCCUUCUCAAGAAGGAUCCAUUCACGAGCCUUCCAGAUGAGCUGUGUUUGCGCAUUCUUUCCUUCAUAGAUGACCCCAAGGUCUUGGCUCGUGCCUCGCAAGUGUCCCGGAGAUGGAGAGACUUGUUGAGCGAUGACAUGACGUGGAAGAACCUUUGUGUUAAGCACGACUACGGCAGACGCUUGUCUGAGGUUGCUUCUUCGAUGGGCAGCGGAUCUCGACCUGGCGCCCAGCCUCUAUGGGGAGACGACUAUGCCAGCAGCAGUUUCCCGGGUGCGCUGCCUAUGACGGCUCACGCCUCUGGAUCCCGCAGUCUUGAUGGAUCCGGCAAUUCAAGACCCAAGAUGAGGUCUUACAAGUCGCACUUCAAGCAGCGAUAUCUCGUCGAGGCCGCCUGGAGAUCCGGUGGCACUAGCACCACCAGGAACAUCACUCAGGAGGGUGGUGUAGUUACGAGCUUGCACUUGACGCCCAAGUACAUUAUAGUGGCCCUUGAUAAUGCCAAGAUCCACGUCUUUGACACCAAGGGCAACCAGCAACGCACUUUGCAGGGCCACGUUAUGGGUGUUUGGGCAAUGGUUCCUUGGGAUGACAUUCUCGUCAGCGGCGGUUGCGAUCGUGACGUGCGAGUAUGGAAUCUGGCUACGGGUGCUUGCCUCCACACGCUCCGUGGACAUACAUCAACGGUUCGGUGUCUGAAGAUGUCUGAUGCAAACACGGCGAUUUCGGGCUCGCGCGAUACGACGCUUCGAGUAUGGGAUAUCCGCACCGGUUUAUGCAGAAACGUUCUUGUCGGCCAUGGCGCUAGUGUUCGAUGCCUCGAGAUCAAGGGAGACAUCGUGGUGUCAGGCAGCUACGACACGAUGGCGAAGGUUUGGAGUAUUUCCGAGGGCAGGUGUAUCCAGACGCUUCAAGGUCACUUUAGUCAGAUCUACGCCAUUGCCUUUGACGGCAAGAGAGUUGUCACUGGCAGUCUCGACACCAAUGUCCGCAUCUGGGACCCCAGAACAGCUGAAUGCCUGGCUAUCCUGCAGGGUCACACUUCCCUCGUGGGUCAGUUGCAGAUGCGCGGAGACACUCUUGUCACAGGCGGCUCAGAUGGCUCGGUGCGAGUUUGGUCACUGGAGAAGAUGUGCCCCAUUCAUCGACUUGCGGCUCACGAUAACAGCGUGACCAGCCUGCAGUUUGAUGACACGAGGGUCGUUAGUGGUGGAAGUGACGGCCGGGUCAAGAUCUGGGAUCUGAAAACUGGUCACCUGGUCAGAGAGCUUAUUGCUCAAGGAGAAGCAGUCUGGAGGGUGGCUUUUGAGGAUGAGAAGUGCGUCGCUCUGGCUUUGCGACAAAACCGUACCGUCAUGGAGGUAUGGUCUUUCUCUCCUCCGGAGGAUGUUCUCUACGACCGUCCACUCUCUCUUCAACAGCGAGUCCUUCAAGAGGCGCCCAACAGACCCUUGAGCGCCAUGCAGCUUGACUAUAGACAAACCCAGCCCACUGUCGCUGGGUCCAGUCGAGAGGCUGCUGGAAGUCAAGACGUUGACAUGAGAGACGCUGGCUCCAUCAUCACCACCCCCACGAUGUUCUCCCGCGCGAUCAGGUUAAACAGAGCAGUGCCUCUGCGCACUCGCGCCCCGGCCACUUUUGCUGCUGCAUCCCGGUCCGUCACCACCAACGCUGCAUCGGCAACUUUGGAGAAGGGAGUUCCCCAGUCCGACGAUGAGCCUUUCCAGAUCACCCUGAGCGAUGAGAGCUUCGAGACCUACCAGCUCGACCCCCCGCCGUACACCCUCGAUGUCACGAAGAAGGAGCUGAAGCAGAUGUACAAGGAUAUGGUUGUUGUCAGACAACUCGAGAUGGCCGCCGAUCGCUUGUACAAGGAGAAGAAGAUUCGUGGUUUCUGCCACUUGUCCACCGGUCAGGAGGCUGUCGCUGUGGGCAUUGAGCACGCUCUUACCCGCGAGGAUGACUUGAUCACUGCUUAUCGUUGCCACGGCUUCGCCUACAUGCGUGGCGGUACCGUCCGCUCCAUCAUUGGUGAGCUGUUGGGCCGCCGCGAGGGUAUUGCGUACGGCAAGGGAGGUUCCAUGCACAUGUUCACCAAGGGCUUCUACGGUGGCAACGGUAUCGUCGGUGCACAGGUGCCCGUCGGUGCUGGUCUGGCUUUCGCUCACCAGUACACUGGUCGCAAGAACGCCUCCGUUAUCCUGUACGGUGAUGGUGCCAGCAAUCAGGGCCAGGUCUUCGAGGCUUUCAACAUGGCCAAGCUCUGGAAUCUGCCCGCCCUGUUCGGCUGCGAGAACAACAAGUACGGUAUGGGUACCGCCGCUGCUCGUUCCUCAGCUCUCACAGAUUACUACAAGCGCGGACAGUACAUUCCUGGUCUCAAGGUCAACGGCAUGGACGUCCUCGCUGUCAAGGCCGCCGUCAAGUACGGAAAGGACUACACUGUUGCUGAGAACGGACCGCUCGUCCUCGAGUACGUUACCUACCGGUACGGUGGUCACUCCAUGUCCGACCCCGGUACCACCUACCGUACCCGUGAGGAGAUCCAGCGCAUGCGUUCUACCAAUGACCCCAUCGCCGGUCUCAAGCAGAAGAUCAUGGACUGGGAGGUUGUCACUGAGGACGAGCUCAAGACCAUUGACAAGGAGGCCCGCAGCUUCGUCAACGAGGAGGUUGCCGCUGCUGAGGCCAUGGCCGUCCCCGACACCACCCCCAAGAUUCUCUACGAGGACAUCUACGUCCCCGGUACCGAGCCCCAGUUCAUCCGUGGCCGCACCCCUGAUGAGACCUACUACUUCAACUAA